Messenger RNA from Esox lucius (northern pike), 2010 nucleotides. It is a transcript of the gene slu7, whose product is annotated as SLU7 homolog, splicing factor. Gene Ontology annotation, cellular component: spliceosomal complex. The record is from RefSeq and is a predicted model, not a curated record. Bases 152 to 1912 code for a protein of 586 amino acids. Gene Ontology annotation, biological process: mRNA splicing, via spliceosome. Gene Ontology annotation, molecular function: pre-mRNA 3'-splice site binding. NCBI's taxonomy places the organism in Eukaryota, Metazoa, Chordata, Actinopteri, Esociformes, Esocidae. The transcript has 13 exons.
AGAAAAAGACUGACACAAUGUCAUUUCCGGGUUUCUGAAAUGGCGACGAUCAUGUUGUAAACAGACGACGAAAGCCACGAUUCCAGUCAAGAUAUUUUAAGUUCUCAUAUUUUGGUAACCCUUUCAAGCCAGUGAACGUGACACCGUAGCCAUGCCGGAGGAAGAGGUUGCAGCAACUGCAUCGACUGGCGCCGAAGGGGUGGUCGGUCUGGAGGAGCCCAAGAAGAUGACCAGAGAAGACUGGAGGAAGAAGAAGGAAUUAGAGGAGCAGAGAAAACUGGGAAAUGCUCCUGCUGAGGUGGACGAAGAAGGGAAGGAUAUCAACCCUCACAUCCCUCAGUACAUCUCCUCAGUGCCUUGGUACAUAGACCCUUCUAAGAGGCCCACCCUAAAGCACCAGAGGCCUCAGGAGGAACGGCAGAAGCAGUUCUCCUCCAUUGAGGAGUGGUACAGGAGAGGAGUGCAGGAGAAAGCACCCAGCACCAAGUUCAGGAAGGGCGCAUGUGAGAACUGCGGUGCCCUUACGCACAAGAAGAAGGACUGCCUGGAGCGGCCCAGGAAGGUUGGGGCAAAGUUCACUGGUACCGGAAUGGCCCCCGACGAACACAGCCAGAUCUCUCUGGAUUUGGACUACGACGGGAAAAGGGACCGCUGGAACGGUUAUGACCCGGAAGAUCACAUGCGUAUCGUGGAGGAGUACGCCAAAGUAGAUCAGGCCAAACAAACGCUGAAAUCUCAGAAACUCCAUGAGGAGCUUGCUUCAGGAAAACUCACAGACCAAGCAACCUCCUCAAGAAAGUGGGACGACGGCGAACGCACGCAGGAGCAAAACAGCGAGGACGAGGAUGAAGACAAGUACGCCGACGACAUCGACAUGCCGGGGCAGAACUUUGACUCCAAGAGACGUAUCACAGUCAGAAACCUGCGUAUCAGAGAGGACAUCGCUAAGUACUUGAGAAAUCUGGAUCCUGACUCUGCCUACUACGAUCCCAAAACCCGAGCCAUGAGGGAGAACCCAUACAAGAACACUGGGAUGGUGCCUGAAGAUGUGGGCUUUGCCGGAGACAAUUUUGUCCGCUACUCUGGAGACACUGUCACCAUGGCCCAGACACAGCUGUUUGCGUGGGAGGCCUAUGAAAAGGGCUCAGAGGUGCACCUCCAGGCAGACCCAACCAAGCUGGAGCUGCUUCACCAGUCCUUCAAGGUCAAGAAGGAAGAGUUCAAGGACAAACAGAAGGAGACCAUACUGGAUAAGUACGGUGGUGAGGAGCACCUGAAUGCCCCCCCCAGGGAGCUGCUCCUGGCCCAAACAGAGGACUACGUGGAGUACAGUCGUCACGGCGCCGUGUUGAAGGGACUGGAGAAGGCCGUGGCCCGCUCCAAGUACGAAGAGGAUGUGCUCCUUCAGAACCACACGUGUAUCUGGGGCUCCUACUGGAGAGAUGGCUGCUGGGGCUUCAAGUGCUGCCACUCCAUGGUCAAACAGAGUUACUGCACCGGAGAGGCUGGCAUCAAAACCAUGAGCUCCUCGGCCUGUGUUCCAUUCGAGGAGGGAUUAGCGCAGGAGGAGGAAGAGGAGCCUAAGACACUGCUAGAGAUGCACCGGGAGAAGCUGAAGGAGAAAGAGAAGAAGAAGAAGAACAGGAAGAAGAACAAGAAGAAGCACGGCUCAGACAGCAGCGACUCUGAAGAUAACGAGGAGAAGAAGAAAGAUAAGCUGAAGAAGGCCCUGGCGGCAGAGGAUGAGCGUGUGAAGCAGGUGAUGGAGAUGAUGAAAGUGGAUGAGAGAAAAAGGAAAUACAACAGCCUGCAGGAGAUCAAGGAGCCCACGGAGGAGGAGAUGGAGGCCUUCAGGAUGAAACGCUGCAGAGAAGAUGACCCCAUGGCCAAAUUCCUGGGGUUGGGAGAGUGAUGGUGACACCUCUUACCUGCCCCGAGACUCUACCUACACCAGACCCUCCUGUACCCCUACAGGGUCCCGGCCUCCCUCCUGUACCCCUACAGGGUCCC